AGCAGCACCACUUGAGGUUGUUAUUUUGAAUAGCCUGGCAGCUAUUUCUAAAGUCAAGUUGAGGACAUAUUUAAAGGAGAUAUUCCAGUCCAAAUGUAUACUCCACAAAAUGAAAAGGACUUGAUGUUUCCUGUAAUACAUCGAAAAUAUAUUUACUUUACAUCUAGCAAAGAAAACUGUGAUUUGUUUAUGAAAGACCCAAUGAAGUACAUAAACCAAGAAAGCUAUAUUCCAAACUUACCUAUAAAAUUGGCAAUUAUAGGACCUCCAAAAUCUGGAAAAUCAAAGUUGGCUGAAGAAUUGUCAAGAGAGUUUGGUGUGAAAGUUGUUACACCUGGACAGUCACUGAGAUACACUUUGGAAGAGAUACCGGCAUCAGCAUUAUCAAUUGCCAUAGAAGAGAAACUUCGAUCUGGAGCUCAUGUUCCUUCUUACCUUUUAGUUCCAAGUAUUGAAGUAGCAACAAUGGUUCCAAGGGGUGCAACACAAGGUUUUGUGUUGGAUGGUUUCCCAAAUACAGAAGAAGAGUCACAACUUUUAGAAAAUUUAGGAAUAAUACCAUACAUAUUUAUCAUACUUCAGUACAGUAACAGGACAAGUGAAAAGAACUUGAAGAAACUCAGUGCCAACUUAUACAGUUGUGCAGCUUUCAUGUUCCUUAAAGUCCUUCCUUCUUCUGAAGUUGUAGCUUAUGGCUGUGUUGGGGCCCUUGUUUUUGUGGGAUCUGUUUCUCCAAAUGUAAUUCAUGGGCUUUCAGUUGUGUUUAUUAAUAAUAUGUGUUUUGACAUGUUUACAGUAACUGUACAUUUAAAUUCGUCAGGAAAUACACCUUCUGUCAUAGGUUUAUAUGUACACAUCUUAUAA
This is a messenger RNA of Schistocerca cancellata (South American locust), 864 nucleotides long. RefSeq names its product adenylate kinase 9-like. The transcript is spliced from 7 exons. NCBI's taxonomy places the organism in Eukaryota, Metazoa, Arthropoda, Insecta, Orthoptera, Acrididae. The record is from RefSeq and is a predicted model, not a curated record. The coding region runs from base 94 to 864 and encodes 256 amino acids. Gene Ontology annotation, cellular component: nucleus; cytoplasm. Gene Ontology annotation, biological process: UDP biosynthetic process; CDP biosynthetic process. Gene Ontology annotation, molecular function: ATP binding; UMP kinase activity.